AUGUCAAUAUUGAACACACCCAAGAAGCAAUGGAUGAAGGGAAGCUCAACCAAGACUGUGCCAUUAAAAGGAUAUUUCGCAGAUGGAAUUUGGCAUUGUAACUGUAAUCCACGACUCCCUGCAGCGAACUUUCAAGUCAAAAAGGAGGGGCCAAACACAGGACGAUGGUUCUAUACUUGUCAACAACCGAAAGAAAGUGGAUGCGGGUUCUUUCUCUGGAAAGAUGAUGCGGUUGGAAGGGAAAUGACUGCUGUGAUAGCGAAUUCGAGGUCGGAGCCAGGUGCGGCUGGGGCAAGCAAGACCACCGGGCCACGUCCCGGUGCUGGAGAUAAAUCGACUGAGGAUGACAAUGACGAGUUUGGUGACUGGUCUCUGUCGCCGGAAGAAGAGAGGAAGCUUGAACAGUCUAUCACCCGUGCGGAAUCAGGAUCACCGUCUCCAGAGACGCCACGGAAAGCCACCAAGACAACCCAGUUUUCUACACCAAAUAGCAAGAGGAAGUUCGACGAAAGUGUGCUGCCGACGCCUUCGACUGGCGGAAGAACUUUGACGGGAUUCGAUAGCGGCCGUAGGGACGAAGAUGUGUUCACGACACCAGCUACAAUUUCUAAAGGAACGUGGGAUGGACGUCAGGCUUUUGGAUUGCGAAGCCCAUCUGGAACACCUACUCCAGCUCGGUACAGAGAGUCUACAGUUGCGAGUGACGUUCACAGCCAGCCGUCGCAGAAUGGCUACGAUAUCACAGACGAAGUACUAGAGCUACUGAAGGACCAGCACAUCGACGACGAGACUACGACUAGUUUAAAGCAGCUACUCAGUAAACAUGCAAUGAAGAUAUCCGGCAUUGCCAAGGGACGAGACAUCACUCGUGUGGCCUUGAAAGCCAAGGAGACGAAAAUCGCAGAGCUCCAACAGAAAAUCUCGGCCCUUGAGGCGCAGCGUGAGUUGGACAGGACGGUAAUUCGGCAUUUCAAGAGUGACAUGACUGAAAGUGUAGAGAGAAGACGAGGACGAGGAAGAGGCAGGGGUGGAUGA
Molecule: messenger RNA, 1035 nt
Organism: Cadophora gregata
Lineage: Eukaryota; Fungi; Ascomycota; Leotiomycetes; Helotiales; Ploettnerulaceae
Exons: 2
Coding region: 1-1035 (344 amino acids)
Molecular function (GO): zinc ion binding
Source: RefSeq, a predicted model, not a curated record